CUCCGUCACGCGUGGGCCGGUCAUGUAUGCCUCCAUAUCCAUAUGACUGGGACUUUGAAUGCUUGACAAAAGAUUUUGGAUCUAUCUAUGACUUGCGGUGGUAAUGAAGAGUAAUUCGUCUGUAUGAAUAUAAUGAUGCAGUAUAUUUCUAGAUAGUGUGUGUCCUGGUGUACAUGCGUUUCAUAUAUAGUGUGGACCUCUGCACAUGAGAAGUCCACAAAAUGCAGGGUACUAUGGCGUUGUGUGCAUGGACUUGAACAUGUCCACACAAUCUUUUCCCCUCUGUAAACAGUUUCAAAGCCAUUUUGGGUUCGAGGUUAUCCGUGGCAAAAUGAAGAGGAAAAGUCCAGGAAAAUCAUCAUCAAAAAGCCAUCUCCAUGCAAGGAGUUAUCUUACUGGCAGAAAAAGGAGCAUUACCCCCACACUCCGUGUGUGUCUUGGCAGUGUAAUAAGUUGUCAUUGUGUCAAUCUCGUGAGUGGACAUGACGGAAAAACGCAACGUGGAGUAGCUACAAACAGCGUUUAUCGAUGAGGGCCUAGUGUAGGUGCAUGGGAACGCCAACUCAUGGAUCAACAGAUCAUGUAGUACGAACUCAACUGAUGACAUGGCACUCAACAGGACGAGGUCGUGAGGCUGUUUACGAACAUGGGAUUGACAAUCGUUGACAUUCGGCAGGCCGAGCAGCGCAUCAAGAGCUAUGUCUCCGAGACCCCGGUGAUGACCUCGCGUCGUAUGGAUGCACAGGCCGGUUGCAACCUGUUCUUCAAGUGCGAGCUGUUUCAGCGAACCGGAUCCUUUAAAUUUCGAGGAGCAGUCAACUUCUUAGCCAAAAUGCGGGAAACAAUGGAAAAUGGUCGUGUUCCCUGCGUUGUUACCAUCAGCAGUGGAAACUUUGCCCAAGGCCUAGCACUCGCCUCUAAUCUACUGAACACUAAGGCCUAUGUGAUCAUGCCUAACACCGCCCCAAAGUGCAAACAGAAUGCUGUAAAAGAAUACGGAGCAGACGUGAUUCUGAGCAGUCCAACUCUACAGGCCCUCUUCAAGGCCAGAGAUCAAGUCGUACAGAAGACGGGUGCAGUAUACGUCCCUUCUGCACAACACUACGACGUCAUGGCGGGGCAGGGUACAUUAUGCACAGAAAUGAUAGAAAUGAUUGACCAGAAGUUGGAUGCUAUCAUUGUUCCUGUCUCGGGAGGAGGAAUGCUGGCCGGGGUACUGAUUGCAGCAAAGUCCUUGCAGCCGGGAAUUCAAGUGAUUGCUGCCGAGCCCGAGGUAGCAGAUGACUGUUGCAAGUCGUUCGUUGCUAAGAGACACAUCAAGACGGAUAGCCUUCCCUUUACCAUCGCAGACGGUUUAAGGGGGUCCAUCGGCGACCUUGCGUGGCCAAUUGCUCGGGACCUCCUUGACGGUGGUAUCACGGUGACUGAAGAUGAAAUCAAGGAAAGUACUAAGCUGGUGUGGCAGUGUAUGAAGCUGUGUAUUGAGCCCUCAGCGGGGGUGGGCGUGGCUGCCGUGAUGUCAGACAAAUUCAAAGCCGCGUUCCCAGACGUUAAGAAUGUGGGGAUCAUCUUGUGCGGAGGUAACAUCGACCUAGACUCCAUGAAAACUUGGCUAUAGAGACUGAACAACCGGGAUUAGAAACUCUGCACGAUAAUUAAAUACUCUGGUGAUCUAUUUUGUAAAUUAUACGUCAUGAUAUUAUGAUGUUAGAACACCCCACUAAAGGGACCACCAGACAAGGCAGACGGAAACAGAAAAUACUGAAAUAACAGCAAAAACUGUAUCUAUAUGUAUUACAUGAUGGAGUGCGGCUAGCAGACUGUAUAUAGAAUUAAUGAACGUUUAUGAGACCAAUGGUAAGAUUCGCCUCGUGGAAGUGGUAUGGUAUAUUUCGUCUGCCACCAAAGGAAAAUUGCACAGAUUUGAAACAUGCAUUAUUUGUUUUAUAUAAUACAUGCACAAAUCCUUUUCUGUUAGGUCCCAAUCGUGUUUUCCCGUGCGUCAUUUGGCGAAAUAGAUUCGUGUCCGGAGCGCCACCCACUGGUACCGGGUAGCACAUGUACCGUGCAAUGUUAGACUGGUUCCAUCCCUAGAUUAUUGUUCUCUUUCUUACUGGGAGUGAGAUAUAUGAAAUGGGGGCGGAAACCAGUCAAUUGAAUGAAGUUUUAGCCAACGGCAACCGUUGAAUAUAGCGAAUGAUUUAAUAACACGUGAUCAACGAUCCAUCAAUCAAUUGACGAGAAUUUAUGCAGGUAUAUUAUAAACAGAAUAUAGCAAUUUAGCAUAUAGCAGUUUAAGGGAAUAUCAUGUAUUUUAAUUUAGCAGUGGGCAAAGACACUUAGGUCUGGUGGUAUUUUCAGUGCCUACUUUUGUUAGUCCGGUUACCUGGUUCCGAGUCCAGUUGUAGGUUCAUCUACUGGAAACAUGUUGGGUUUAGAGUGCUUGGAAUUUAUUGCAAUAGUUGGUCGGUGCGUAAAUUGCCUGAUUGUUGUCCUGUCUUGUAUGGUUUUAUCUAUAUUCUUUGGUAAUAUUUUAUCCACAUUUAGUGAUAUUUAAGCCUGUUCAUACACGAAGUGUUUAUUUUAAGUCUUUCCAUAAAAACAAUUGUCUUUAAUAAUGAUUUGAGUAUGCUUUUUAAACGAUUAUAGAAAUUGUCUUAAUUAUUUUGUAGACUUAGCUCUACAUGAGGGGAAAAGUCAAAAAGUAUUACUGAAAUGAUUUUAUAUCAGAUACGGGGAGCUAUGCGUCCCUUGGGUGUUCAAAACGUCAUAUCCCACACCACAGCGGUCAACAAUUGUUUUGGCAUACCUUUGUCUUAAGGAAUUUAUCCAAAGAAACAAGCUCUGAAUUUCAGAGGACGACAGGCCUGCUGCAAAACUGUCCAGUACCUAUAAACAGACGAAACCGAUAUCGUCUGCAAAUGCACUCUUCCCUCACUUUCUUUAAUUGCAUUAUUUUAAUGUGAAACGAGUGUGGGUACCAGUGAGUACCUACUCCGUGAUCAAACAAGUCUCUUGUAAAGGAUUGGAAGACGGCGACAAAGCCUUGUGUCCUUAACUCGUGAUCUCCACUAACGGACGUAGAAACAGGUGCUCCGUCAAAGAAGGCAAACGCCCAUUCAGGAUGGUGAAAAGCAGCGCGUCUACAAGAAGCGACCGCCCAUAUACAUGGUAAUCAACUGCAGUCAGCGGACUAAACUUUUACUAGGCCCUGGGGUUAUGGUCACAGAACCUAAUCGUUACGACCAGCAAGCUCUGUUUGCAUUACUGCAAGCACAAGUAAACCUCGUUCUCUUUGGACCCAAACCGGAUGUUCCUGAAAAUGGUGACAUUCGAGGCACUACGAGUACUGCUAUUUGUGGGAAUUAACAAAAUGCCUUUCGGUACUGCAUGUACUGGUCCAGAUCUCAAGUUCUGCGGAGUCCCUUCAACCUAACGGCGAUGUCUUGUUACCGUUUCAGUGAAAUCUUUCAAAUUUUCACCAUGCCGACAACACAGCUCCUGUCUCUCCCUGUGACAGACUGUUUGCUGCUCAUUGUACUCCCAUAGUUUCUGGCGAAAGUGCAAAGGACAACUCAGCUGGAAACGGUACAUAUCACUAUCAUGAUGUCAAGCAAAUUGGCCAAAUGGAGACUGAAGUGUUUUUCUUUGAACGAGUCAGAAACUGUACAACUGCAUAUUGCCCUGGAGAAGUUCACGGGGUCCUGACCGAGGUCUCUGCUCCACAAGCCUAAUGGAACAAAGGAACCAUUUUUUCAUGUUGCCAAGUGACUUUCCUAUAAACAGAAAAACUUGAACAGAACUGAAAAUAGUCCACAAAGAGAUUGAGAUUCAAAUCAAGAAGGCCGGAAGGGACCACUACAAACGAAAACUGGAGAGAUUUAAUGACCAGAAUCUAAGUAUUGCAUGGCAAACUAUGCAAACCAUGACUGGCUACAAAGACAGAUGAAGUCAGGUUCGGACAGUAGGCUGGAUUUUGAAGACAGUUUCAAUGCUUUUUAUUGUAGAUGCGACACAAAAUUAAUGAAUUCAUGCCUGAUAAUGAACGUAUUGUGCAAUCCGAUCUCUGGUUAAGGACUCUGGUGAUAGUCUUAUUGUGGGUGCGCAUGAUGUUAAGCAGAUCGAUUUCAAGAACCAUUCUGAAUAAGGCCUGUGGCCCUGAUGGUAUCUCAUGCAGAGUGUCACGCUGGUGUAGCCAGCAACUUGCCUCCAUUUGUAUUUUCCAGUUGGUUCUAACAUAGUGGUUUUAUUCCACAGUGUUGGAAAUCUUCAAUUAUAAUUCCUGUGCCAAAAAAUCAAGAAUUCAGUGGCCUUAACUUCCAACAUUAUGGAAAGCUCUGAGGAGAUUCUUUUACAAGUUUUAAACAGUCAAAUUGGUAAUGUUGAUUCAUCUCAAUUUGCAUAUCAGAAAACAGAGGUAUUGAAGAUGCAGUUGCCUUUUAUCUCCAUUAACUGUAUACACAUCGAGUGCUUUCAAAGCGAUCGUUCCACAUAUUUUAAUCAAGAAGCUAUUGAAAUUGAAUGUUACACCACAGCUUGCAUUAGUUACACCGAGUCUGACCACACGGCCCCAUUGUUCUCUAAACAUAAAGUGCUAAAGGUAUUUGACCUUUAUAAAUAUCAGUUAGGUAAAUUUAUGUAUAAAUGUAUGAAUGAUAAGCUGCCACUGUAUUUUAAAUUAUACUUUCAACUUACCUCAAAUGUUCACUCAUAUCAUACCAGAAGUACCUCUUAAAAGGAAUUAUAUGUUGAUGCCAAUAGAACUUCACUACACAAAAAUAGUCUUAUACAAUGCGGUGUCCAAUACUGGAAUAGCCUAAAUGAAAUUAUAGAAGCAGCGCCCACUUUAUUAUCAUUUCUUCUAAAGUUGAAAAAUCUAAAAAAAACAAUUUACAGUUCUGUGUAAUGUCCCCGCACUUUGGUCUUUUAACUGUAACAUUAAUUGGUUAGUGAUGGGCAUGUUGUAUUUUAAUGGUUUUAGACUUGCCAGUGGAUGGAAGUUGAAUUUCUGUUCUUUUCUGUGGACAAUAAAUUGAAAUUGUUGGGUGAAUGGUACAUGAGCCCAACUCUGAUCUCCAGGUUAUGGUAUGCCACACCACACUCAUUCCAGGACAGGAGUUCAUCCCCAGUUGAAACAAACGCUAUCCCAUGGCAGAGCACAAAACCAGUCACCCCCUCUAGAGGUGUCAUAGCGCCAGCUUCAGAUUUUGAAAACAAAAUGUCAUGUGUAGAGUAGAGCACGUGGCUGUGUAUACAAAUUGUCGCCUGCAAGAAACGUGAUUGUGUCGUUUGCAACAAAAUCACACGCACACACAAAUCCGAUUAAAAGGGCAAGAUGCCCAUUAAAACUACUGAAGAACAGAAGUGAACAGGUGUGCUUUCAACACUCAGUGUGCUUUCAACACUCAGUUGAAUGACGGUCUGCACACUGACUACUACAAGGCACACCUGACGUUGUAAGACCAUAGAGCUACAAGCUCUAUGGUAAGACAGACUAUUCCACAAUGUAGUUGCAGUAAAUUCAAAGGCAUGAUCCCCGGUUGUUAUCCUGCUAUGAACUGAGGGAUAGGAAAGGAGGACACCAUUAUCUUAGCUACGCAGACUGUAACGAGACUGUGGUCGAACAUGGAUUAACUUAGAUAUUCCACGUAAAAUCUUUUUUAAUAUUUUAAACUUUAUCCUAAAUUAAACUUUAUCCUAAAUUAACAAAUAACCACCGGACAAACAAACCUCCGCACUAUCGCACCAAAUGUUCGGGUUUACGAACCCUAUACCUCAGUUAUGAGACUUUUGUGCGUUCGAACUAUCGACCAUUCGGACUAUGGAACCGUCCGACAGUCAGUCACACCCAAGCCAGUUUGGUAAGUCAUGGCAACAACGCACGCACAAAAAGCAGAGGUCAGUUGGGGUUAUACGCACGCGCAACUUCGGCCUCAUUUCACAGGGGUGCACCGCAGCAAGUAAAUUCCCAUGGAGAGCAGUGAGUGAUAAAUCCCCAUACUUCACAAAUGUUUUCAAAAUACAACUCUCACAAGUGUUCAGGCUGUACAGACGAAUGAUGUUCCACAUGUCCUCUUUCAUUUUCCUUUCAAUUUUUUUGUGGGUUGACCGAUAAAGUUUUGAGAAAUUCUCACCCAAAGCAGACCAACUCUAAAAUGAAGGAAAUUUCACUGCCCGGAAAAGUAGCUAUUUUGGAAAUGCAUCCCUCUCACCGUCCAAACGAAAAAGUGCCACUUUUUGACCGACUUCAUCCAAAGUGCUCAGAAUUGAAAGACCUGAGUUCGACCGAGAGGUUCAGCGUCAUAUUUCUUCAAUUCCCCAGUUCCGUGGCUCUCAGAACCCUCAAAUAUAGAAUAUUUUUGAGUUUAUAACUUUUAUUAAUGAGCUCGGCGGACAUAUUUCUGGCCUAUAUAGUUACGUAGGUGCACCCGCAGACAGGCCUAUCAGAAUAACUUUUUGGUAUGUGGCAGCAAACUAAAUGGAAGUAAUAAACAAUUUCCGGAUUUGGACAAUGUUCAGACUCAUUAUGCUCAAAUAAAGAGACCAUACUUUGCGCGGGGAGUGUCCCAGAUAAGUGUAAACAAAAAUAGCAUUCGAGAAAUAGGAAGCAGUAUCAUUUCAUGCCGCCGUUUUGAGAAUAAUUCAGCUGUGCUAGGCCACUCAGAUUGACAGGAGUAACGUCUGCUGAGUGCCUUGUUCUACUCAGAAUUCUUAGGAUAGGAACGAUUUAAUGAGCUGAAUAUAAAUAGAACGCAACCCGUCGACCCAUUUUCGUACGUCCCCCUUUUCAACGGUACAAGCAAGACUCCGUGUGCAGAAGUCCAUUCCAGUGUAAGUUUAUUGACAUCAGAUUAGAAAUUUUUGUCCGCAUCAUAAAAAUAGGCCUACAGAAAUUUAAUUUCUAUUGGCACUGUUAAGAAUAUAAAAAAAAUACAUAUAGUUAAAACAAAACACUUUAUUUACCAAAAACAUGCACA
Messenger RNA from Acanthaster planci (crown-of-thorns starfish), 6977 nucleotides. RefSeq names its product serine racemase-like. NCBI's taxonomy places the organism in Eukaryota, Metazoa, Echinodermata, Asteroidea, Valvatida, Acanthasteridae. The record is from RefSeq and is a predicted model, not a curated record. Gene Ontology annotation, molecular function: serine racemase activity; threonine racemase activity; magnesium ion binding. Gene Ontology annotation, biological process: D-serine biosynthetic process.